Messenger RNA from Wallemia ichthyophaga EXF-994, 1032 nucleotides. Its product is annotated as 26S proteasome regulatory subunit rpn-8. Gene Ontology annotation, biological process: proteasome-mediated ubiquitin-dependent protein catabolic process. The transcript has 2 exons. Gene Ontology annotation, molecular function: metallopeptidase activity; protein binding. The coding region runs from base 1 to 1032 and encodes 343 amino acids. The record is from RefSeq and is a predicted model, not a curated record. Lineage: Eukaryota; Fungi; Basidiomycota; Wallemiomycetes; Wallemiales; Wallemiaceae. Gene Ontology annotation, cellular component: proteasome complex; proteasome regulatory particle.
AUGACCACCAGCGCGACAUCUACAUCAACGAGCACAGUAUGCCAAGUGCAUCCACUCGUAUUGCUUAGUGUUUCUGAUCACCACGCUCGAGCUGUGAAAGGGUCAAAGAAGCGCGUCGUUGGCUGCUUGUUAGGCCAGGAUAAUGGAUCUGUCAUCAACGUAGCAAACUCAUUCGCUGUCCCAUUUGAAGAAGACGAGAAAGACCCAAAAACGUGGUUCUUAGAUCACGAUUUCAUUGAAGGAAUGAUGGAAAUGUUUAAGAAAGUUAACGCACGUGAGAAGCUGAUUGGUUUCUAUCACUCAGGUCCAAGUCUCAGAGCCAGCGAUUUAGAAAUCAAUGAGUUAUUCAAGAAAUGGUCAAAUAGACCUGUUAUGGUUGUUAUAAACGCUGGUGGUGGCGAGGAUGAUGUCAACAAAGACCAAGGUGAAAUACCCGCAGAGGCUUACGUUCAGAUUGAGGAAGUUAGAGAGGAUGGCUCUCCUCCUGCAAAGACUUUCUUACAUAUCCCUUCACAAAUCGUUGCAGAAGAGUCCGAGGAGAUUGGCGUUGAACAUCUGUUGAGAGACGUUAGACCAACUAACACCGCCAACGCGAACAUUAGCUUGUUGGGUGGUGAGACACUCACCACACGUGUCAGUGCUCUCUUAGGUGCACUCAGGGGGCUUACUAAUAGGCUAUCAACUAUCAGCAAGUAUUUAGACGACGUUCAAUCUGGUAAACUUCGCACAAAUCACUCCAUUCUUUAUGAUUUACAGGAGAUUGUCAGUUUGCUGCCUUCAGGUGCAGAUGAUUCCACUGAGGAUAUGCUUAAGGCUGUUUCGAGAGAGGGUAACGAUGGCCACGUCGUCUUGUACCUCUCCUCUCUCAUCAGGGCAGUAAUCAAACUGCAUGAUCUGGUUGAUAACAAGUUGACCAACUCACGCGCCGAACUUGGUUUACCUGAAAUUAGCAAGGAGAGCAAGGACAAGGAGGAGCAAAAAUCAAGCGAUUCAAAGGAGACGAAAGAUGCAAAGCAAGAUGACAAGAAGUAA